Messenger RNA from Alternaria rosae, 1307 nucleotides. RefSeq lists its product as uncharacterized. The transcript has 4 exons. The record is from RefSeq and is a predicted model, not a curated record. The coding region runs from base 185 to 1117 and encodes 310 amino acids. NCBI's taxonomy places the organism in Eukaryota, Fungi, Ascomycota, Dothideomycetes, Pleosporales, Pleosporaceae.
CAAUCACGACCCUUGGCCUGAGGCCGCACCUCCACUUUCAGCUUGCUGCGCUCGUUACGUCUCAUCCUCACCUUCACCACCGCAGUUCUCUUGCUGUCAUUUGCGUUGCUACGUGUCUCCCUGUACUCUCAACGUCCACCGCCCUUCUCGCUUGUAUUCAGGUUCAGCCUGCCAUCAAGUCGAGAUGGCUAUCACCAAACGCUUGCCUGCACUCAAGGUCGAGGUAUUCGUUACGGGUGUUCCACUGGAGGAGCACGUCGACGACGACGAUCAAGGGGGUCAGCAUGAAGUUACAAAGUACAUCGAAGCUUCGUGUGGUGACAACUUCGAAGUCAAAUACUGCUUCUCCCCUGGGUUCAGCAUACGUCACGCCAUGUUGGUAGAAUUAUGUCUUGACGGGGAGUAUGCCGAUUCCGCUGUCUUCAACCCUGGCAAUUCUAUUCGCUGGAACAACAUGUAUUACUUCAAGGGAUUGCGGGAAUUCGAAAAGGGCGAAUACUUUUUGCGAAAGUUCUGUUUCUCCCAGCUCGAAAUUGAUGACGGCGAUCCACGCGCAUUCGAGGACUCACUAAAGAAGAAGCUCCAUAAAGUGGGAGUCAUAUCUGUACGCUUCUACUGGGUGACAGCUACCGCAGCAUCAACCCCAGCAGAUACAGUGCAAAACAAGGAGAGUCUCAGUGUUGUGCCAGAGAAAGCCCUCAAAGGCAGCGCGCUAUCCCAUCAGGCUACCUACGGCGCACGAGAAGUCGGCCAGUCUUACAGUACAUGUAGAACUACCAAGGUCGAGGAAUCGCCAUUCGCGGAGUUCACGUUCAAGUAUCGCUCCAGAGCUGCUCUCAAAUCCCUCCUCAUCAUCCCACGAACCCCUAGCCCGGUACCGCUCGAAGAACGCGACGUCAACACACUCACCUUGGAAGAAUCUCGCGAGCUCAUUCGUCUCCAGCGUGGGCAGAGGGACGCCGCUCCAGUCAUCAAGCGAGAGGGUGUCAAACGGGAACGAAGCAGCACCAUCAUCAGCGAGGAUCCAGACGACGACGUUACUUUCGUGUCUGCCAAGCGCAGACGGCUUCCCAUUAUUCUCGAUGAGAAUGGUGCCGAGAUCAUCGAUCUAACAUAGAGAAGGGUCGGUGCCUGUGCCUUGGUCGUGGCAGAUUCUGGCUUUUCUGUCGUUCUUUCGAAGGCUCUCUAGCUGUUUGCGGCGCCGUUCUGGUUGCUGGCGUAUACACAAGGCGUUACGGACUGACUUCAGCGCAAAAUACCGCGGAGUGGUUUCACCGUAGUCACCUUGAGUACAAGCAAGGACUAGU